Hordeum vulgare subsp. vulgare (domesticated barley) is the source of this 2911-nucleotide messenger RNA. RefSeq names its product disease resistance protein RGA5-like. NCBI's taxonomy places the organism in Eukaryota, Viridiplantae, Streptophyta, Magnoliopsida, Poales, Poaceae. Gene Ontology annotation, biological process: defense response to other organism. The transcript has 3 exons. Gene Ontology annotation, molecular function: ADP binding. The coding region runs from base 119 to 2911 and encodes 930 amino acids. The record is from RefSeq and is a predicted model, not a curated record.
AGACCAGAGCCAACCUUGUCGGAAUCCUUCCCGUUAUUGGAAUUGGAAGGUCCUCGUCCCACCACCUUCACAAAUCACAAGGCGGCAUCUCCAUCUCCAGGUAGCACCACUCGCAACCAUGGAGGCGGCUCUGGUGAGUGCAGCGACAGGAGCCUUGAAACCAGUCCUGGAGAAGCUCGGCGCUCUGGCAGGCGAUGAGUACAAGCGGUUCAAGGGCGUGCGUGGCGACAUCAGGUCGCUUACCCGUGAACUCACUGCCAUGGAAGCGUUUCUUCUCAAGAUGUCAGAGGAUGAGGAUCCUGAUGUUCAGGAUAAGGUGUGGAUGAAUGAGGUGCGGGAGCUCUCCUAUGACAUGGAGGACUCCAUCGAUGACUUCAUGCAGAGUGUGGGCAGCGAAGAUUCAAAGCCAGAUGGCUUCUUGGAGAAGAUGAAGAACUCGUUGGGGAAGAUGAAGGCUCGCCGCCGGAUCGGCAACGAGAUCGGUGAUCUGAAGAAGCAGAUCAUCGAGGUGGCUGAGAGGAAUGCAAGGUACAAGUCCCGUGAGGCCUUCUCCAAGGCCAAGAAUGCAACCGUUGACCCUAGAGCUCUUGCUAUCUUUCACCAAGCCUCCGAGCUUGUCGGAAUUGAUGAACCCAAGGCUGAGGUAAUUAAACUGUUGACUGAAGGUGUGUCAACACAAGAACAUGUGAAACUGAUCUCUAUUGUGGGAGCCGGUGGGUUGGGCAAAACAACUCUUGCAAAUCAAGUGUAUCAAGACCUCAAAGGAAAAUUUGAAUGUCAGGCCUUCUUAUCUGUGUCAAGGAAUCCAGACAUCAUGAAUAUCCUACGAACUAUUCUUAGUGCAGUUAGUGGCCAACUUUAUGCCAACACUGAAGCAGGGAGUAUACAACAGCUCAUCAUCCAGAUCUCUGAUUUCCUGGAACACAAAAGUUAUUUUGUUGUUCUUGAUGAUAUAUGGGACAUCGAUACAUGGCAUGCUCUUAAGCUUGCAUUUCCUGUGACAAGUUCUGGCAGUAUCAUAAUCACCACUACUCGUAUAAAUGAUGUUGCUGAAUCCUGUCGUUCAAGACCAUUUAGUGGAGAGAUGUAUUGCAUAAGGCCUCUUGGUAUGGUGCACUCUAGGCAGUUAUUUUACACAAGAUUAUUCAACUCCGAAGAAAAUUGCCCAUCAUACCUUAAAGAAGUUUCUGAGCAUAUUUUGCAAAAAUGUGCUGGGUUGCCUUUGGCAAUAAUUGCUAUAUCUGGUUUGCUGGAUAAUAUUGAAAAGGCAGAGGGUUCUUGGAAACAAGUUAAAGAUUCGAUUGGUCGAGCACUUCAAAGAAAUCCUAGCAUUGAAGGAAUGAUGAAGAUACUGUCACUUAGUUACUUUGAAUUGCCUGCUCAUCUAAGAUCUUGUCUGUUAUGUUUCAGUAUAUUCCCUGAAGAUUCUAUUAUUCAGAAGAAAGUUUUGAUAAAUAGGUGGAUUGCUGAAAGAUUAAUUCAUACAGAAGCCGGAUAUAGUAAAACAUAUGAGUUUGGAGAAAGGUGUUUUAAUGAGCUCAUCAAUAAGAGUUUGAUCCAACCUGGGGAGCCAGAUAGAUUUGAUAGGGUCAUGAGUUGUCGACUUCAUGACACAAUUCUUGAUUUCAUCAUAUCCAAAUCCAUCGAAGAAAACUUUGUUACUUUGGUAGGUGUUCCUAGUUUGAUGGUUGGGACACAAAGCAAGGUUCGUCGGCUUUCCCUGCAAGCCGGCAAACAAGAAGAACUGAUAGUGCCAAGAGGCUUGGUAUUGUCGCAUGUCCGAUCACUUGAUCUGUUCGGGACAGCAGUAAAAAUCCCUUCUAUGGAUAAGUUCAGGCAUUUGCGUUUUCUGGACUUUGACGGUUGCAGACAGCUGGAGAACCAUCAUCUUGAAAAUGUUUGCAGAUUGUUUCAGCUGAGAUACCUGAGCCUCCAAGGAGUGGAGAAAGUAAGCAAGCUCCCAGAACAAAUGGGACGCCUAUGGUGCUUAGAGGUACUGAAUUUAAUAGGCACCUCUGUUUGUGAGUUACCAGCAUCUAUAGUCAAUCUCAAGAGAUUGGUGCACCUAUUAAUCAACACCAAUGCUACACUUCCUGGUGGAAUUUGCAAGCUGCAAGCACUGGAGAAAUUGAAUGCUGUCACUGUCUAUAACCAGUCAUUUAAUUUCCUGCAAGAACUUGAGCAGCUGCAGAGUCUGAAGGCAUUGGCCCUUGAUUUUGAGGAUUAUAGUUCUGCUGACGGAGCGGACGCUGAAAAUGAGUCCAAGAAAACUAUUAUUGUCGCUUCCCUUAAAAGCCUAGGAAACCUUCUCUCUCUAACUGUUUGGGAUGGCCCCGAAUUAGUAGGGGAAUCUCUGUGCCCUAUGCCACUUAGCCUCCGGAAGCUUGCGGUCUGGCGUUCAAUUAUUCCCCAUGUUCCAAAGUGGGUGGGCUCCCUUGUUAACCUCCAAAAGUUACGCCUUGAAUUGGUCCGAGCUGAGCAGAAAGAUUUCUAUAUCCUUGGAGGCUUACCUGUUCUGCAUUAUCUGGCUCUGAAUAUUGAGGAAAGUGAAACUAUAAAUACUCCUUCAACGGAAGAGCCUAAAGUUACAAGGGUCAUAGUCUGUGGUGAAGUUGGAUUCCCGUGCUUGAGGAUAUUUAAUUAUGAUAGCACGUUUGCUGUGAUGAAUCUGACGUUUGCGGCUGGAGCCAUGCCCAAGGUAGAUGACCUCUUGAUAAAAUUUGAUGCAGAAAAAACUGAGUCUCUUGGUACUGGCGGUGCUUUUGAUCUCGGAAUCGAAAAUCUCCCCAGCCUCGUAAAAAUCAGAUGUAGAGUAUGGGGGGAUGAUAGCAGCAGAGUUGAGGCUGAAAAGGUCGCCAUUCGGGAAGCAGCCAACGCACAUCCCAACCGCCCUACUCUAUACCUCCGCUGA